CUUGUUUUAUGUUUGUAGGUACAAUCAUGUGGAGUCAGGAGGCUGUCCUCCUUUUGAUAAGUUUGUACUCUGAACAUAAAGAGUUGUUCAAUAACAACUUGUACAAACAAAAAGAUGUUUGGAUAAAAAUAUCUAAGGGUAUAGAAGAGAAAGGCCACCACUUUCAGCCUCAUCAUUGUGACAGUAAAUGGCGUGCAUCAAAACACAGACACAAGGUUAUCACAGAUGACAAUGGGAAAAGUGGACGUGGCCGACGUACCUGGCAGUAUUUUGAUGCCAUGAACGAGGUUCUUGCUGGUGACCCAGCAGUGAGGCCACUUAGAGUAAUGGGCUCUACAGAAAAUGUUCGAGAAACAACAGAGUUGUCGGAGACUAAUAAUAGAAGUAAGCCUCCACUGCCCCCAAGUACUUUGAGGAUCAGAACUCCUUCACCUUCUCUAAGGCCUUCGUCACCCUCAACUCCGGUUAGAACCCACAGUCCAUCACCAUCACCAUCUGACAAUGGAGCAACUGGCGGUUCAGAGACUCCGGUAUUAAAUCGAAAGAGGAAAAGGAGUGGUGAGCCUCCAGAAUGGUUCAGAGCCUAUGCUGAGCAGGCUAAUAGACGAAUGGACUCUCUGGAGGAAAGCAAUAGGCAAAUGAUUGCCAUUGCACGAGAACGGAACAGCAUUCUAAAGACCCUUGCUGAGGCUUUAGCCAAACAGUAGACUUGUUGUGUUCAGAUGUUGAUUUGUAAAUGAUAUAAAAAUUGAACUUUAAAAUUGAGUGGACAUGCUGUUUGUAGAGAAAUGAAUGAUUGUUUGGAAAUUUGCUAUUUUUUGUGGUAAAAGUUUACUGAAAUAAGUGAAUGUAUCUUUCAUCCUUGUGAUUGUUCAGAAACACUCAGUGAUUCCCACCGACCUAGAUGUAUACUGGUAAGAAACCCAUGUACGAGUGCUAUACACUGGGCAUAUAGAACCAAGGGGUCUAUUCAAUUAGAGCUAGGGACUGGUUCCCGGAUUCCUUAGCUGUCUCUGGAAUCUGCUUAGGACCCUACUGGAAGUAAGUGCUUGCACUUUGUAGGUUAUCCUUGACCGCUCAGUGUAAAGAAAAUCAAUCAUGUAGCAAACCUUUGGUAAGCUAUAGAAUGCUAUCCUUUGUAGUGAUAUGAGGUUAUUAGUGUAAGAAAUUAGGAUUCGAAUCGACUAGGCUGGUCGGACUACCAGAUUGAAAUAUUCACUAGCCCAAAAAGACAUUUCACUAGCACGAUUCAUUUGUUCAAAACAGUUGUUUAUAUUGCCUCUGAAAAAACAGUAGCCUGGUUGGGCUUGAAACUGUGAAAAGUAGGUAGCCAGAGGAGAAAUUAAGUAGUCUGGGGCUAUAGGACUACUGCUUAUUUCAAACACUGGGUUAUCAUAAUAUAUCUAGAAAUAACUUAUGGCCACUGGACAGACUUUCAAUGUACAGUAUUACAUUCAAAUUACAACUCCUUUCAAUUAUGUAGAUGAGAAUGUAUGGUACAUAUAAGGUAGGAAUGGGAGAAAUUACUAGUAUUUAUACGAGUAAUGACAAACAACAUCUUGUGAUAUGUAUAACAAUUUAAUUAAGUUCAGAUUUUAAAACACUAACAACCUUUUUAAUCUACAUUCACACAUCAAUAUGAUAAUUCUAGAGCCAAAAUUAAUGCCUCAUUAUCUUUUGUUUACAUACAAGGAUACAUGUGC
Molecule: messenger RNA, 1703 nt
Organism: Ruditapes philippinarum (Manila clam)
Lineage: Eukaryota; Metazoa; Mollusca; Bivalvia; Venerida; Veneridae
Exons: 3
Coding region: 9-707 (232 amino acids)
Source: RefSeq, a predicted model, not a curated record